ACAUGAUCAGCCUGGAAGCUCUGCCCAAGAUCAUCGACACAACACAACUGACGUCAGAUUUAGAGGGAACCCUGCAUUACGAUCACAGUCAGUGGAUCGAGAUGAGACUGGCUCUGGAGGACUUUACAUGGCAGGCAGCUGAUCUGUUAGAUCGUCUAGAUGAUCUGCAAGAAGACCUGAGCCGCAACGAUCUAGGUGAUGAUGUGGCUGGGGCCAAACAUGCGCUUGACCUUCACAACGAUAUGAAAAAGAAGAUCAUGAAGGCACCUGUGCAAGACAUUGAUGUGGCGGGCCAGCGUCUGCUGCAGAGGUUGUCUGGAGACAGCAACAGUGGCUAUGACAGUGGGUACUCAGGCAGAGACAGUGAGGCCAGCUCUACAGUGUCCAACCCUGACCUACAGGCUGCCGUUCCUCAGAUUCUGCACAAUCUCGAAGCCAUCCGAACCUCAAAAAACCACCUGCUCCAACUUUGGCACCAUAAAAAGCUGAAGUUGGACCAGUGCUUUCAGUUGAGGUUGUUUGAACAAGACUGUGAAAAGAUGUUUGACUGGAUCUGUCAUAACCGAGAUGUGUUCCUCAUGAACUACGUGGAGAUCGGCCAUUCUUACCAGCUCGCCAAGGAACUACAGGAGGAGCAUAACCACUUCACUAUGAGCUCCAUGAAUGUUUACGUGAACAUCAACCGUAUCCUGGCCGUUGCAUCGCGUAUGAUGGAGACGGGUCAUUACGCGGCUGCUCACAUCCGAGCGGUGGCUGCUCGGCUCGACCGAGCGUGGAAAGAGUUUGCGGCCGGACUAGACGAGCGGACGGCUGUACUGGCUUUGUCCACUCUGUUCCAUCACAAAGCUGAACAAUAUGUAGAAAAUGUGCCUAAUUGGAGUCAAGCGUGUGAAAACAUGGCAAUUCCAAGUGAAAUUAUCGUCUUAGAAACUGUGAUACAUCAACACCAAAACCUUUACGAGUCUAUGUGUCAGGCGUACACUGAGGUUUACAACGCUUACCAGUCUCUGCUGAAUGGGUUGGAUCUGUUAGUCCAAGUCUGUAUCAACUUUCCUCAGCCGCCGAGCAAUCCACCGUACAUCCGCUACGGAAACAACAAGCUGGCCUCCGCUAAUGGCGAGAGUGGACAGUCGGACUCGUCGUCUGGUAGUCGUCAGGGUGGCAACCCUGCAGCUGACUACUCGGAGGGUGCCAGUCACGUGCUGGCCGUCAUACAUCAGAUCCUCAACCACCACCGCAGUCUAGAGCAUCGCUGGCACUCCAAGAAGAUCAAACUGCAUCAGAGACUUGCACUUAGGCUGUUCCAGGAGGACGUCAAACAGGUGCUAGAUUGGCUAGCAAACCACGGUGAAGUUUUCCUAAGAAAAAACACUGGAGUCGGAAGGAACUUGCAGAAGGCAAGAGUCUACCAGAAAAGUCACGAACACUUUGAAAAUGUUGCUCAGAACACAUACACGAACGCGGAGAAGCUGCUGACUGCUGCUGAGGAGCUCGCGCAGACUGGCGAGUGUAACGCUGACGAGAUCUACUCUGUAGCUCACGAGCUCGAGAGUCACGUGACCUCGUUCGCGGCUCGUGUGGAGCAGCGGCGGCGGAGGUUGGAUCUCGCUGUGCACUUCUACACUCAGGAAAAGGAGCUCGACCAUUGGCUAGAGGAGCUGCGCCAGGACGGCUGCGAUGAAGCGCCAGACACUCUGGAGGCGGCCGAGCGGCAGCUAGAGGAGUGUGCUAGACAGAGAGACUCUUGUCUGGACGCCUCCGUCACUACCAUCAGCCAGGGCGACACCUUGCUGCAGGAGUUGAGGAGUAUCGGACUGACACAAGAGAUGGACUCCACAGGCUCAGUGGCUGCAGUAGAAUCUGCUCUGGACAGACUCAACAAACAGAGAGAGGAGCUGGAAGAGUUAUGGGCCACUCGCAAACUCAGGCUGGACCUGUGUCUCAGGUUGCGGCUGUUCGAGAGAGAUGCUUUAGAGGUGUCCUCCAGGCUGGAACUGUGGGCCUCUGAGCUGGAGCACUGUGACCUCACCAAUGAUAUGCAGAAGGCCGAGACAAUGCUGAGGCUACACAAUGAGAGCAUCACGCACAUGCAGAACACUACCUUCCAAGUGCUGCAGCAGGGACAGGAACUGGCUCAGGUGUUUGAGACCAGCGGAGUGUCUCUGAUGGCAGACAGUCAGUACAGUGCCCAGACCAGGGUACAGGUGCUGCUAGAGUUCCUACAUGAGAGAGAGAUGGAUCUGGAGGAUCUUGCGGAGAUGAAGAGAGUCAAGCUGGAGCAGUGUGUGCAGCUGUGUCAGUUCAGAGCCGACGCCAACCAGGUGGUCAGCUGGAUUCGCAAUGGUGAGGCGAUGUUGAUGGCCAGUUUCACAGUUCCCAGCUGUUUACCGGAGGCGGAACAGCUGAAAAAAGAACACGAACAGUUCCAAGUGGCCAUUGAGAAGACGCACACGUCAGCAGUGCAAGUGAAGCACAGAGCGGAGGCGUUAGUCAACGCCAAUCACUACGACCCCGCUGGUAUCAGGGACAUCAGUGAGGAGGUGACCAAACGGUGGCAACAGCUGGUCACUUGCGCUGAGGAAAGACACAAACUCGUUACUGCCAGCCUCAACUUCUACAAGACUGCCGAACAGGUGUGCAGUGUGCUAGAUAGCCUAGAGAGGGAGUACAAGAGAGACGAGGACUGGUGCGGAGGCGGUGCCAGCAGUGGAGUGAACAUCGGACAGCUGGUCAACAAACACCAGGAGCAGAAGGAGGCGUUCCUGAAGGCGUGCACGCUGGCGCGCCGCACUGCAGAGACGUUCCUCAAGUACACCAACCGAAGUCUGCAGUACUACAAUUACAGCGGGUCCGAGGCCAGCUCAGAGACAAGAGUCAAAGCAAUCACAGACAAGCUGCUGAGCCAGGAGAAUCGAGUGCUGGAACACUGGAGCGAGCGCAAGAAGCGGCUGGACCAAUGUCAGCAGUUUGUGCUGUUUGAGCGCUCGGCGCAGCAAGCCAUGGAGUGGAUACAUGAGACUGGUGAACAUUACCUGUCCACGCACACAAGCGUCGGUGCAACCCAGGAUGAGACAGAGUCGCUGCUCGUAGAACACAAUGAGUUCAAGGCGUCGGCGAAGGAGACGAGAGAGCGAGUGAAGCUGCUGAUACAGCUGGCCGAUAGUCUGGUGGAGAAGGGUCAUGCUCACGCAGCGGCCAUCAAACAAUGGGUGGCUGCGGUAGACAACCGGUACAAAGACUUCAGCUGCCGCAUGGACAAGUACAGAUCGCAGUUAGAAGGAACAUUGGGAAUCCAGGCUGAAGCAGAAAGUAGACAAGAGCUUUCAAUCGAUAGAAAUUCAGACCCUUCGCUUGAAUCCAAAGUGAAAGACUCAACCAAAGAUCUCAAAGAGUUGAAUGAAGAAAAGAGAAGAUCUGCAAGAAGAAAAGAAUUUAUAAUGGCCGAACUACUACAAACCGAACGAACGUACGUGAAAGACUUAGACAUCUGCAUCAAGGUGUUUCUGGAGGAGAUGAGAGGUCACAGCAAUGUUCCUCCGGGCAUUCUGGGCAAGGAACACAUCAUCUUUGGCAACAUCGAGGACAUCCGGGACUUCCACCGGGAUGUGUUUCUGAAGGAGCUCGAGAAGUACGAGACGAUGCCAGAAGAUGUGGGACAUUGUUUUGUUACCUGGGCACUCAAGUUCGACAUGUACGUCAAAUACUGCAAGAACAAGCCCGAGUCCAACUCACUGCUGGUGCAGCACGGAGGCACGAUAUUUGAAGAGUUGCAGAAGAAACAUCGAGUUGAACAUCCGAUAGCUGCCUAUCUGAUCAAACCUGUCCAGAGGAUAACCAAGUACCAGCUGUUGCUUAAAGAUCUUCAGUCCUGCUGUGAUGAAGGCCAGGGGGAAAUAAAGGAUGGGCUAGAAGUGAUGCUGAAUGUCCCCAAGAAAGCCAACGACGCACUUCAUCUAUCUCUCCUGGAAGGCUGUGAUAUUAGUUCGGACGAGUUGGGAGAAGUGAUACUACAGGACACUCUGCAUGUUUGGGACCCUAAACAGCUGAUCAGGAAAGGCAGGGAGAGGCAUUGCUUCCUCUUUGAACUGUACUUGGUGUUCAGUAAGGAAGUGAAGGACUCCAGUGGGAAAGCGAAGUACAUCUACAAGAAUAAACUUAUGACCUCUGAGUUGGGAGUGACGGAACACAUAGAAGGAGACGAGUGCAAGUUUGCCGUGUGGACUGGACGAGCACCCAUAUCAGACUUCCGAAUCGUCCUUAAGGCUUCUUCUCUGGAGAGCAAACAACACUGGGUGAAGAAGUUGAGAGAAGUCAUACAAGAGACCUACUUCAGCUCAGCCCUCCCUCUCAGUCUGCCAAAGAGUCCUGCCAAACUGAAGGGAAGCAGCCAGCGAUCCAGCAGAGACCUUGAGGACUCGGCCUCACUGGACGAGAGUGUAGAGAACCUUGAUAGAGGGUCUUUGGCAUCGUUUGGCUCUGGCAACACCACAGACUCUGACAAGACUGGCGGUGUGGAGAUGACAUGGGUGAUCGCCGACCACGUGGCGGCGGGCUCCGCCGAGCUGUCGGUGUCCAAGGGACAACAGGUGGAGGUUGUGGAGGUACGACCUGGAGACCCAGAGUGGUGCCUGGUCAGGAUGCCAACUUCUGGAAGUGCCGUGGACUCGCCGCCGGAGGGGUUGGUACCCCUGGCUGUGCUGAAGCAGCCGCCCCCUGGGUUCCCCAAGACCGCUCCAUCUACAUCCCCCAACAGACGGACGGCCGACCAUGAACUCGAGCCGGGACCAAGUGAGAGUGGAAGUGCAGUUACCACCAAUUCUCCCGUGAACAAAAGAAGAGUUUUUAGCGGGAGGAAAUGGCUUCCCCCUCCCCUCCGAAAGCUCAGUGGGGGAAAAGUGGAGAAGAACACGGCUCCAGAACGAACUCCCCUCAAGAAGACACCUUCAGAUAAAAGGAUAAAGUCGCCGGCAGGUGAGAUGGGUAACAAGCAAGGAGGCUCGGUAGGAGUCGGGCUGGAGGAGGAGAGUGGAAGGGACCAGAAUGGGGAGGAGGGAGAGGAAGAAGUAGAGUUGCCGCCACCGAUGAAACCCAUCAACGAACCCAUCCUGGUACCCUCGGACGAGUCCCAAGGCCAGCGAUCUUCAAACCUGUCAUUGGAAGGUGCAACUUCGGCAGAUCUGGCUGAGAUUGAACAAAUCGUCAAAGAGAGAAUGGAGCAACAUAGCGAGAAGCAGUCAAAGUUGUCAGUUUCCGAUGGAGGGGAGGGGGAAGAAGAGUCGGCGCUACAGAAGCGAGAGUAUGUGAUACGCGAGCUGGUGGAGACGGAGCGAGACUACGUACGUGACCUGCGCAUGGUGGUGGAUGGCUACAUAGCGCUCAUGCGCGACCCUGACUGUGAUAUACCCUUGCCUGAGGACCUUAGAGGAGGCAAGGACAAGAUGGUGUUCGGAAACCUAGAGGCUAUCUACGAGUGGCAUAGAGAUUCCUUCCUGAAAGGGCUGGAGCGUUGUAUUCAGUAUCCUGAAGAGCUCGGGCCUCUGUUCAAGAGGUAUGAGAGGAAACUUCUGAUGUACGUCGUCUACUGUCAGAACAAACCUGUGUCCGAGUACAUCGUCUCAGAGUACAUCGACACCUACUUUGAGGAGCUGAGACAAAAGCUGGGUCACAAACUACAGCUGUGCGACCUGCUGAUCAAACCCGUCCAGAGGAUAAUGAAGUACCAGCUGUUACUGAGGGAUUUGUACAAAUACACUGAGAGAGCUCACCUCACUACGGAGAUGGAAACUUUACGACAGGCGACCCACGUCAUGCAGGUCGUGCCCAAGGCAGCCAACGACAUGAUGGACGUCGGUCGGCUGCAAGGCUUCGACGGAAAGAUCACGGCCCAGGGCAAGUUGCUGCUGCACGGGCCACUGGUUUGUUGUGAAGGGACGUCAGCCGCCAGUUUCAAGGGCAAGGACCUUGUAGUGUUCCUGUUUGAACAGAACAUCAUAUUCAGCGAGGCUGUCGGCAAGAAAACUCAGUUCACCAACCCUGUAUAUAUCUACAAAAACCACAUUCAGGUGAACAAAAUGAGUUUGGACGAGAAGGUAGAGGGUCGGGAAGAAAGGGAGAGGGAAAAGGACUGCAGCGUGGAGCCGUUCUGUGUGCGAAGUACGGACCCGCGCAAGCCGUCGUUGGCGUACGUCUGUCAACCACCGACAGGCGAGUCGCGCGCCGAGUGGCUACACAACUUGCGCACGAUACUGCAGACGCAACGUGACUUCCUCAAGGCCAUACAGUCGCCAAUCGCGUAUCAGAAGGAGCUCGGUCGAGACCCUUUGUAAGUCCAUAGCUGUAACUGGCAUGGUUCAUUAAGUGGUAACAAAAUAACACAAUAACAACGUGAUAUGAUCUUUCUUUUUCAUUUCAUGGUAAUCUGAUCAUUCAUGGUUUUCAAUUUUAGAUUUUAAAAGUUUAUUAAUCAUAUUACAUGAGACUAACAGAAAAUUUUUAAUAAAUUCAAUGUUAAAAUUUAAUUUUUUUACAUUGAUACUAGUAAUUAAGUUUAUUUCAAAGUAUUAAUUGAAAUCAAAUUACUCAAAGUCUAAUCGUUAUGUGAACAAUUUGAAAUCAAACUAUUUACAUGAAUCCCACUGUCCAAGACAAAGAACCAUGCCAAACACAAUUCUAGUCAUCCCUCAACAUAUUUAGAUAGUAGCAUUUUUAACUUAGUUUUAAAUAAUCACAUAAAUUAUUGAAAGUGACCAAAAUAUUUUGAUAUAAGAUGCACUAAUGUUUGGAGGUUGUAUGUUAGCUAUAAGUAUGUUGGAUAUAACUAUUGUAUUUACCGUUUAAAACAUUUUGUACAGUAAGUUAGUGUAUAUUGUUUCAUUUGUAAUAUCGGUUUUUUUGUACAGAUUUUGUUUACAUUUGUAGAUCUUAUUGGGAACUGUAUAAUAGGACUGUACCUUGUUUAUAUGUAAGAACGUUGAAUGUAUAUUGAUUGACGAUUGACAUGUAUUGUGCAUUAUCUAUUAGUUUUGUUUAUGGCUUUAACAGUUUUAACGUAUAGCCUAUGUUAUAUUCAAUAUUGAAAAGGCUUGGAAAAUAUUUAACAAAACAUUGUUAGUUUUUACGAACUGAUGUCUAACUUAACUUUGUUUCAAACAGUACUUCUGCAGUAUACUUAUUUGUCAGAUAUGGUUAAUUUACACAUUUAAAACACAAUGCGAGUGAACUAUAUUUAGAUAAUAAAAUGCAUUUACCAAGCUUUCAUAUUUCCCUGAGUGUUUAAAUUUUUUGUUACCAAAAUUAAUUGCAAUAUCAACUUGAAAACUGCCAUUUUUCAGAGAAUAGUUUAUGGCCAUUUAAUUUUAUCACAAUAGUUCUAUGUUAUAUUAUGUUCCCACGAUUUUAAAGACUGGUAUCAACUGUGGAAAUUUACUUUACAAAUAAAAUUGAGUAACCAUGAUUAAAUAGUUUUUGUAAUUUUUUAUUUUAUUUUUUAUCCAACUACGCUGAUCAGUAUUAAUAAUUAUCUCACAAUUUAAAACCUUUAUGCAUCCUUUAGUUUGUAAUUAAUUAAUUAAUUAAUUCUAUGUUUAUCUUGAAAUAAUCAUUUCAACUGAGAUCAGAGUACAGUAUUAUAAUUACAUGAUCAAGAUAUAUUCGGAACAAGAAGUUUGUGAAAGUAUAAGAAAAUAUUUUUGUCCUCGGUGAUUUUUUUUCGAAGGAGCUUUAUAAACAUUAAAAUUUGUGUGAUAUUCCAUUGUACCAAUAAACGGGUAAACUUUUUCAAUAAGUCUGUAUAUAAUAUCACUAUGUAGGUAGAUAAAGCAUCAGUGCGAGCAUAAAAUAUAAAAAUAUUUAACCCAAUAUGAUUAACAAUUGUUUUAAAAUACCCCAUUUUAUAAAAUUUAGUAUUGAUUUAUUGAAACUCAUUUCAGUGGAUGGGUGGAUUUGUUAUAAAUGCUGCUGAUAAUAUUAGCAUAAACCUAUUUAAAAAAAAAUUGGAAUUAACAAUUAACUACUCCAUUUAGUGCAUCGGUUUUUAAACUGAACAAAAAAUUAAUUCUUAUCUAAAGCUUGGAGCAACAAUGAGUAUUUGGCUGACUUAACUCACAAUCACAUUUUAACAAAAUUAAAAAACUAACAAAAUAAUUUUAAAAAUGCUUCAAACCAUUUUGUAUCCACUUGUUCACUGACUGGUGUAAAAUUUAAAGCAUAUGUUAAUUACCCCCGCUGUAUUGUAGUCCUAGUAGAGAUCCGCUUACGUUGCAGGCAAUCACGGGUUGUGUUUGUUUGCCAAGUGAUAUACUGUAAAUAGCUCUCUGUAUGUUUGUAUAUAAAUAAAUAUGCUAAGAGUUUUUCAAUAAA
Molecule: messenger RNA, 8358 nt
Organism: Macrosteles quadrilineatus (aster leafhopper)
Lineage: Eukaryota; Metazoa; Arthropoda; Insecta; Hemiptera; Cicadellidae
Product: triple functional domain protein-like
Exons: 36
Coding region: 3-6326 (2107 amino acids)
Biological process (GO): axon guidance; protein phosphorylation; intracellular signal transduction
Cellular component (GO): cytoplasm
Molecular function (GO): guanyl-nucleotide exchange factor activity; protein binding; protein kinase activity
Source: RefSeq, a predicted model, not a curated record